AUGUCCAACUCACAAUUUGACAAGAAUAUGGACUGCGAGGACAAGAUGCUCGAGGAUAAUCUCAUGGAGAUGGGCACUAAGCUGUGCUCCCUGCUGGAAUCCAAUGAGAACUCGCCGGAGUCAGAGCCGGAGCCGCAGCCGCAGCCCAGCCCUCGGGCAGCACAACUCACCUCGUGCUGGCCGACCAAGCGCACCCGCGACCACGAGGAGGCUAUCCCGAGUGGGCGCCAUCAAAAGAAGUCCAGGUCGGGUGCCGGCAUGCAGCAGCAGUUGCAAAGGCAGAAUCAAUUCAACUGGAACCAGCUGGCGCCGAUGCUGCGUUCGAUUGGUCUGCGUGGCGAUUGCGUGGAGCGCAAUGUCGUUGUGCGUUUGAUGAAUCUCUUCAAGUCGCUGCAUGACCACAUGAACCAAGAUCUGGGCGUUGGGCCGGAAAACUCCCUGCCAUCGGACUAUGUGUUCGAUCUGCCCAAGAAGAUCACCAUGCCUUGCAGCCUUGAUCUGCGCCACCAGGUGCAUGUGCUGUGCACCAAGGCGGAUCGCUUUCUGGCCCACCAGCGCCGCGUGCUGGAGGCGAAUCGCCACUUUGACUACCGCAAGUACACGGAGUGCGACAAGCUGCUCAAGGGAUCGUCGACUUACUUAAAAUCCUUUAAGCACUUCACCAGAUCCCCGAUACGCCAUCGCGAUGGCAUCUUUUCGGGCUCAGCAGCCAGGUCCAAUGCCCUGAAGCUGGAGGACAUGCUCACAAAUCUGCGCGAGUGGCUGCGCGCCGCCUAUCUCUGUGUGUAUGUUUUCAACUGGGAAAUGGACCAUGAGCAUCGCUACUCGGCCGCCAUGACCAAGGACCACAAUGCACUCAUGGACAGGGCCAAGCAGCAGGCAGCCAGCGAGCUGAAGGCGGCACAGCCCAAGGAGCUCAGCGCGGAGGAAAAGCUCAUCGCGCAACGCUUCAAGCUGCAAAAUGUCAUCGAAUGUGCCGCAGAGAACGACGACUUCCUGUCCACACUGCUGAACAAUCCGGACGCCUACUUUCCAGCCGAAGCUCGGGACAUGUGUGCGCAACAGGAGGCAGCUGCUGGCCCAGCGGCUGAAGCUGAAGCUGAAGCAGCACCCGUGGGCGGCUUUGAUUUGCUGGACAUUAGCGACUUGUUGGAGCCAUCGUCGCCUCCAAAGCGUGCCACCACCACGCGUCGCUUCAAGCCGCUGUGCUUCCGCAGCUAAACAAAAGAAGAGAAAAG
Drosophila subobscura is the source of this 1238-nucleotide messenger RNA. RefSeq names its product protein bag-of-marbles (gene bam). The record is from RefSeq and is a predicted model, not a curated record. Lineage: Eukaryota; Metazoa; Arthropoda; Insecta; Diptera; Drosophilidae. The transcript is spliced from 4 exons. The coding region runs from base 1 to 1221 and encodes 406 amino acids.